AUGGCUGAAACUCAAUCGAAACGACAGAGAGAAGAAUCCCAUGAACAAGUCAUUGAGCUUGAAGAUUCAGACUCAAAGCGCCACAAAUCAUACAACAACAUAUUAUCCAUUCUUGACGAAGAACCAGAAGAAAAUGAGCCAAAUCAAGAUUUAUCAGCCAUUUUCUCUACUCUCCAACAAGAACUCUCUGGUGACCCUUUAACCUGUACGGUCUCAGAAGCUGAGCAGGACCAUCAGCCCGGCCCCGCCGCCACCACAACCUCCGGCUGCGGUGAGUGUAGCCCUAAAGAAGAAGAAGAAGAUGAUAGUAUUAAAGUAAUUAGACACCUCCUUGAAGCCUCUGAUGACGAGCUUGGAAUCCCUAACACUAACAACAAAGUUGAAGAAAUCAACUCUGGGAAUUAUAAUGAUUUUGCUGCUUCGUUUGAUGGGUUCUGGGAGCUUGAAGAUGAGGCUGCUAAUUACUACACUGUAUUGCAGUCUGAGCUUUUCAUGUAG
Fraxinus pennsylvanica is the source of this 498-nucleotide messenger RNA. NCBI's taxonomy places the organism in Eukaryota, Viridiplantae, Streptophyta, Magnoliopsida, Lamiales, Oleaceae. The record is from the annotation of a GenBank genome assembly.